GCCUGAAGAAGCCCUCUGUUCUGUCAGAUGCUUUAGGCCAGGCCCUCACUGAAGAUCUUCUCUUGAUCCAUUCUCACUGACAGAUAUCCCUGAGCAGGGCCCUGCGCCUGGCUGGUCAGGUGACCAUGAAGGCACUCCUAUUGCUCCUUGCUGUCUGGGCAGGGCUGGCUCCUGUCCAAUGUUCUCAAGGCCGUCCAUCAUGGCGCUACAUCUCCUCUGAGGUGGUCAUUCCCAGGAAGGAGCUGUACCAUGGCAAAGGCGUUCGGAUGCCAGGCUGGCUGUCCUAUAGCUUGCGUUUUGGGGACAAGAGACACAUUAUCCACAUGCGGCGCAAGAAACUGUUUUGGUCCAGACAUCUGCUGAUGAUGACUCAGGAUGACCAAGGAGCCCUGCAGAUGGACUACCCCUUCAUCCCUCCAGACUAUUACUACCUUGGCUACCUGGAGGAGAUUCCUCUUUCCAUGGUCACCGUGGACACAUGCUAUGGGGGUCUUGAAGGUAUCUUGAAGAUGGAUGACCUUGCUUAUGAAAUCAAACCCCUCAGCAAUUCCCAAAGGUUCACCAGUGGCAGCAAAUGCAAUACAGGCAGGUGCUGUACAAACUGCACCUAUUCCCCUCCUGGGACACUCUGCAGACCAAUCCAAAAUAUAUGUGAUCUUCCCGAGUACUGCCGUGGGAAGUCCUUGGCAUGUCCUGAUGAUUUCUAUAUGCAAGAUGGAACCCCAUGCACGGAAGUGGGCUACUGCUAUCAUGGAAAUUGCACUGACCGCAAUGUGCACUGCCAAGAAAUCUUUGGCAAAAAUGCUGUGAAAGGUUCAGAUGCCUGCUAUAUCAUAAAUAGAAGAGGCAAUAGAUACGGACACUGCAGUAGAAAAGAAGAGUUAAUGAAACCUAACGUCUGUGCCAUCGGAGACAUUUAUUGUGGAAGGUUGCAAUGUGGUAAUGUCACUCACCUCCCCCGCUUGCAAGAACAUGUGGGAUUCCAUCAGUCUCUAAUCUCAGGGUUCUGGUGUUUUGGGCUGGACUCACAUCGCUCCACAGGAGCAAAUGAUGUUGGUCACGUGAGAACAGGUACCCCCUGUGAUCAUGAAAAGAUCUGUAUAGAUGGCUUCUGCAUUGCCAGGGAUGUUCAGCUGAAAUAUGACUGUUUACCUGAGAAAUGCAGUCACAGGGGGAUUUGCAACAAUAACAAGAACUGUCAUUGUCACAUAGGCUGGGAUCCUCCACGCUGCAUUGACAGAGGUGCUGGGGGGAGCACAGACAGUGGACACCCUCCACGUAAAAUGCGGUCAGUCAGGCAAAGUAAUGAAUCUCUGAUAUAUCUGAGAGUGGUCUUUGGUCGCAUUUAUGCCUUGAUAGCUGUAUUUCUGUUUGGCGUCGCCACAAAUGUAAGAACAAUCAAGACAGUUAAAGUUGUGGAAGAGAAAGCUGAUGAAGUCAGUCCUGAUAUCAGCCUCCAGACCCCUGAACAACAAUAGGUAAUCUGCAGGAGCAUAAGUGAAACUACAGUGAGUAGGUGGCUGACGUUAGGAGAGGUCUGCAGGAGACAUCGUGUUACCAACACAUAUCACCUGACUUUCACACCAAGUCUGUGACAGAUGACUGACAAGCACUCUGAAAUAAAUUGUGAAA
Molecule: messenger RNA, 1632 nt
Organism: Mustela erminea (ermine)
Lineage: Eukaryota; Metazoa; Chordata; Mammalia; Carnivora; Mustelidae
Product: disintegrin and metalloproteinase domain-containing protein 29-like
Exons: 2
Coding region: 126-1478 (450 amino acids)
Biological process (GO): male gonad development
Cellular component (GO): sperm head plasma membrane; external side of plasma membrane; plasma membrane
Source: RefSeq, a predicted model, not a curated record